CGGGCCUCGGCGGGGCGGCCGGGACUACAAAUCCCAGGGAAGAGCGGGCGGAGGCGAGGUAGGGCCGCCGUCUCAGGGCGGGGGGUACGAACGAGAGCCGGUCGCGUGGUCGGCGGCCGCCGCCAAGGGCUGCUCCUGCGCCCGCGCGCUCAGAGUUUGCUCCCUCUCGGGCAUGGCGGUGCCAUGCGUCAUCCUCCUAACUGUGCUCGGAGCAGAAGUCACCAGCAAAGCCACUGAGAGCUUGGAAUGUGAAGCAGAAUGCUGCAUCGAUACAAUGGAUGCCAAUCACACCUGUCUCGCCAACAGCCAGUGCACUCCAGGCUGCUACAGGCGGUGGAACCAAGACGGCAGCAGCAGCUGCGUGAAAUGUGAGAAUGAAACCCUCCCUGCGGCCUCGGUGUACAACCUGACUGACUGCCAAAAUGAUGCUGCCGGGGAAGUGAAUCCUUUGACCAACAUAACCACUGUAACUCCAGUUAACCUCGGUGUUGGAGGCCCAGAAGUAGCUGCUUCCUUAAUUUUUGGGACCUUCUUGAUCAGCCUCUUCCUUAUCCUGUGCGUUGCGUCCUUCUUCUACCUGAAACGUGCCAAUAAGCUCCCCAGUCUCUUCUAUCGAAGAAGCAAAGGGUCCAUUGUACAGACUGCUGAAUCAGCAUCCAUGUUAUCCCCACCUUCUUCAAUCCGGAAGCCCCGCUAUGUCCGACGGGAGCGUUCGCUCGUGACCUCCGGCACCAGCACAGCUCUGUCCGCCGAGACCCGGGUCAGCAACGUGUAGCACUGGGACUUGUAAAUAACGGAGCAGCCCGUCGCCUCUCUGGGGAAGCGCCGAAGAAGAGAAUUGGUGGCUGGGGGCAGAAGGCCACCGUGCUACCGUCAGGCUUGUCCCCGUCUGCGUGGAGUGGGAACUCCGGAGUUUGAUUAGCUUUAGGAGAGGAACGGUUAGAGCAACUGCUCUCGGAUGGGCGCCCAGCGAGUUUUCCUGGUUGCCAAGCAGCUUCGAGAGGUCCCCUGGCAACUUCGAAACGGUUGGGACUGAGCCUCCUUGCCAGCGGGGAGCCGCCUCGAGGAAGUGGCCGCGCUUCGAGAUUCUCAAGUGCCAUUUUUUGGAGGUGCGGGCGGGUUUUGGGAACGAAAUCGCACCGUCUGCUUUCCGGAGGCGGUUUUCUCAGAUACGGGCUAGGCUGCUAGAAAGCACGUUGGCCCCCUUCCUGUUCUGUGUUUUUCAUACAGUUUGACCAAGGCCUUAAGCUCAGGGCAGCAUUGCCUUUUUUGAGCAUUCAGAUUGGAUUGCUUCUCCCCUUUUCACUUUGCAUCCGGAAAGGACCGAGCCAAGUUCCCCCGCCUUCGGAAAAUCCUAGCCUGCUCCUCCGGUUCUUGGAGUGCUGGCCAAACCGCACCUCGGACGGGCCCGUGUCCAGCCUUGGAAGCCCAGAGUUAGCUCUGCAAGCGGUCGGCAGCUCACCUCGUGGCCUCCGUUCGCCAGCAGUGAGAAAGACGGGGAAUUGGGGAUACUCUGUUGGCGUUCAGUUUGCUGCUCCUCAAAAGUAAAUCUAUAUCCUUCAGGGGGGACACAGUGUCUAUAUUGAUUUAGCUUCCAGAUUGACGCGUGUCUCUGCUUUCCCCAUAAUUGAACUCGCUUCCCCGCCUUCCCACCUGCGCCCUAUGCAGAUCUCCUAACUCGAGUUCUUUCAAGGACUUUAUGCAAAUUGAGGAGCGCCAGUCCUUAACUCUCCAAAGGCAAUGUUCAGCGACUUUAAAUGGCCCCAGACUGCUCCUCCUUCCCCUGUGGAGGGUUUCUUCAACUCAUUUUCAUUUGGGGGUGAUUUUGAUUCAGGUUAUCUAGGAAAUAGAGAACAGCGCCCGCUCCUGAACGGUAGGCGCCCUUGCCAGAUGUUUGAGCCAGACCACGAGAGGGGUGCGGUAGAAGUCACAUGCCUUCUGCCUUUUUUCUAAAUAAGGACACUGUGUUCUCCUUGCCUUGCUUUCUGUUAAGGCCUGGGCGCUUGUGGUCUUCCAGAAGUUGUCAGAAUACAAAUCCCAUCCCUAACAUUGGUCACACUAGCUGGGUUCACGGGAGUUAAAAUCCAAAAGCCUGUGGCCAACCAUGGGUUCAGUAGUCUUGCUAUCCAUGCCUCUCUCAAAGCUUUUUUUAAAAUCUGUUUGUUGACACUGGAGCUGCAUGGUUAUUAUUUUAAAUCCUUUCCUCUUCUUGGAUUCUUUAUAAUCCCUGUUGUGGGAAAGUGACUUGGGAAGAGCCUGUGGAAGUCCUGAGAUUCUUUUUUCUCUUUUUUACUCCCUCUGAUUGACCAAGAUACUAUGCAAUGAAACCAUGCUAUCUCCUUACACACCGAAGCCAGUCCUUUCCUUCCUGGUGCAUUUGUGGCUUGCUUCAGCUAGAGUUAUUCUUCCUCUCCGGGCAGAAUUUUAGGAAAAGCCAUUGCUCUCGUUCUGUUGCCUGGUAAUGUGUUUCAACCUCAAGGACAUGCCUUGAAUUUCUGGCCCAUAGCAAGUUUGGGAUUUGUUUCUUAUUCCAGGAUUGUACUUUUCUUUCGGUUGCGCCCAGACUGAACUGCACCAUCCGCAGCAAGGAAAGAGUGUUUGUUCUUUCAGCAGAAAGGGUGAAAAAUUUUUGAAGUGAGCCAUUUAAACCAAAACACUGGAAUAGAUACAGUUUCUUUUUUUAAUUCCUUCACACUAUUGUGUCAAAUGCAAAAUGUGUGGGUUUGUAUAUACAUCUUUAUUUUUUCACUCCCUCCUCUUUCACCUCCCCCCUUCCCUCUGCCUUGAAUAAAAGCACACCGAAUCUGACAUAUUUUUAAUGUUAAAAGGUGA
Candoia aspera is the source of this 2832-nucleotide messenger RNA. It is a transcript of the gene C18H1orf159, whose product is annotated as chromosome 18 C1orf159 homolog. The record is from RefSeq and is a predicted model, not a curated record. Bases 173 to 775 code for a protein of 200 amino acids. The transcript is spliced from 9 exons. NCBI's taxonomy places the organism in Eukaryota, Metazoa, Chordata, Lepidosauria, Squamata, Candoiidae.